AGGGGAAGGGGAGGAGCAGGAAGGCGAGGAGCACGAAGAGGAGCGGCCCGAGGAGGAGCAGCAGUGGCAGGAGCAUUGCGGGGCUCCACGGCGAGCCCGCUGAGCCCGCAGCUCGGCUGGCCCCGGCAGCAUCGCAUUGCCCUGCGUGCCGCGGCAAGCAAGCAAGCAGCGCUGGGUGGUCGGGGAGUCACCGCUCCACUCACGGCACACACCACUUACAAGUUCGGAUUUCCCAUUCCCAGACCUUAUCUGGAUAGAGGAGAAGGCUGCGAGGAAGCAGAAUAUGCUCCAGAACACUGAGGCAGACAAGGAGCUGAAGAUGGAGAGCAGGGAGGACAAAUCCCCACGGCAGAACCUCAUGGACGAGGCCGUUUUGAGCGGCUCCACAGCACGGGAACCUAAUGGGGCUGAAAAGCCUCGGAGAUCCCUCAGGAGGAGGGGCUCCAAACCCAGCCCAGGAUAUGCUGAGGGAGAAAGACCCAGCCUGUGCCAGGAAGGCAGCCAGAGAUCUGGCCAGAGCUCUGAGGUGGUGGUCAAUGAGCAGCUUAAUGAUGGCAAGAAGCCCCACCAGUGCUUGGAAUGUGGGAAGAGUUUUCCCGCGAGCUCCCACCUGAUCAUCCACCAGAGGAUCCACACCGGGGAACGGCCCUACGAGUGUGGGGAAUGUGGGAAGAGCUUCAGGAUCAGCCACCAACUCACUGCCCACCAGAGGAUCCACACUGGGGAACGGCCCUACGAGUGUGGGGAAUGUGGGAAGAGCUUCAGGAUCAGCCACCAACUCACUGCCCACCAGAGAAUCCACACGGGGGAACGGCCCUACGAGUGUGGGGAAUGUGGGAAGAGGUUCCAGACCAGCUCCCACCUGAUCACCCACCGAAGGAUCCACACUGGGGAAUGGCCCCACGAGUGUGGGGAAUGUGGACAGAGGUUCAGGAUCAGCUCCCACCUGAUCGCCCACCAGAGGAUCCACACCGGGGAACGGCCCCACAAGUGUGAGGAAUGUGGGAAGAGCUUCAGGAUCAGCUCCCACCUGAUCGUCCACCAGACGACCCACACCAGUGAACGGCCCUAUAAAUGUGGAGAAUGUGGGAAAGGCUUCAGGAGGAGCUCCAGCCUGAAACUCCACCAGAUGACCCACACUGGGAUACGCCCCUAUGUGUGUGGGGAAUGUGGGAAGGGCUUCCGUGACAGCUCUCGCCUGAUCAUCCACCAGACAAUGCACACUGGGGAAUGCCCCUACACGUGCUCAGAAUGUGGGAAGAGCUUCAUUGAGAACUCCAGCCUGAUUAUGCACCAGAGGAUCCACACUGGGGAGAGGCCCUACGAGUGCGGGGAAUGUGGGAAAAGCUUCAUCCAGAGCUGCCAUCUGAUUCUCCACCAGAGGAUCCACACUGGGGAGAGGCCCUGUAAGUGCAGGGAAUGUGGGAAAAGCUUCACUGCGCCCUCCGCCCUGAUUGCCCACCAGAGGAUCCACACUGGGGAGAGGCCCUACAAGUGCGGGGAAUGUGGGAAAAGCUUCAGCCAGAGCUCCAGCCUGACUGUCCACCAGAGGAUCCACACCGGGAAGAAGCACUAUGAGUGUCCUGAGUGUGGGGAGAGGUUUCAGAGCAGAUACCGUCUCCUCAAGCAUCAGCAGAUUCACACAGAAUAGAGGCCCUUCCGCUGCCCCGAGUGCAGGAGGGGCUUUAAGAAAAACUCCACCCUCAUCACCCACCAGCGGAUCCACGCUGGGGAGAGGCCCUAAGAGUGUCCCAAGUGUGGCAAGCGCUUCUCCCAGAACUCUACUAUGACCCAGCACCAAGGGAGGCAGCAGUAAGGGAAGCCCUACAAGUGCCCCGUGUGCAGGAAGAGCUUUGAGCGCUGCUCCAACUCCAUCCCCCACUGGAGGACCCCCAUUGGAUGGUCCACGAUGACCCUCGUUUGGCAGAGACUUGGUGAUCCAUGGUCCCUUUGAUCCAUGUUAGGAAGAAACCUGGCUGGUGGUCUCCACAUCUUCCUGGCUCCUCUUGGACACUUGGGCAGCAGGAGAAAAAUCCAUUGGGAUGCAAACCGACAUCAGAAUUUCAUAGGGGACCGUACAGUUUUUUUACUUUCGACCCCAAAAAUAUCUCACUUUUGCAUCCAAUCAUUUCUUCAGGUGGCAUCAAGGAAUACUCCAUGGUGUUAGAGGUCUUUUCCAACCUAAAUCAUUCUAUGAUUCUAAUUCUCCCUGGCCUAGAGACAUCUUCCACAGCCAAAUGGUGAUGGACUGGGGCACAAAAACAGGAUUUUUGAGAAAAUGGAGUGGAAAUUCCUCUAGAAAAGAUCCUUUCUACCCACCCAGGCACAUGGAUACUCAGCCAGCAUGUACACGUAAAUCCUUUUAUUUUGGCCUUGAUUUUCCUUCAUAUUUCUUUAUCCCUUCACCCACCAUUGGGGUAAAAAUAAAGACAUU
This is a messenger RNA of Passer domesticus (house sparrow), 2434 nucleotides long. RefSeq names its product zinc finger protein 664-like. Gene Ontology annotation, molecular function: RNA polymerase II cis-regulatory region sequence-specific DNA binding; DNA-binding transcription factor activity, RNA polymerase II-specific. Gene Ontology annotation, biological process: regulation of DNA-templated transcription. The transcript has 4 exons. Lineage: Eukaryota; Metazoa; Chordata; Aves; Passeriformes; Passeridae. Bases 284 to 1651 code for a protein of 455 amino acids. The record is from RefSeq and is a predicted model, not a curated record.